AUGAAAAGGAAAAGAAGAAAAUCCUAUAGAAAAUGGAGACUCGCGAGUACCUCAGUGUGUACAUCUCAGCCUUCUGGUCAAGCAUGCCGAGAAAAUAUAAAAUAUCUUAGAAAGAAAGUGGAAAAAGACACCACAGGGCCUGUGUUUCAUCAGACUAGGGGGACAUCAGGGAAGUCUAAGGGAAAUGGAGAGGAGCAGACGUCUGCCUCUAGGAAUGGGAAGCAGAGUUGCUCUCCUUUCCCCAAAGCUAAGAAACGGCUUCCAUCGGACGGGAAAGUGUGUAGAGGGCAGGAGAACUGCAGCCCCCGCUCCGCCGUCUCUCCCCGGCUAGAAGGAGUCUCACCAGCGCUCAUAUUCAAUGACGGAGGAGAGUCAUCAUCAGGAAAACUUACACUGCAGGACGUCCCAAGUGCAGGAGAAGCCUUCAGACCCGCAAAAGGCAAGUACAUCACAGGAGUAAACUGUGGGGCUUUCAGUGUGAAAAUAGAAAUCAAGAAAAGCUUUUUCUAUAAAGCGGGAAUACGGUUCCCAACAAAAAAGAGGUGUGCAAGAUGUCACCAGUGUGUCUCUGUCAGACACAGGGAGAGACGCCGCCCUUCCAGGGACCCCCUUCCCAAACACAGGCGUGUCCUGGGAGAAGCGGCCCAGCCCCGGGAGCCCGAGCGGCCGUCCAAACGCCAAGGAGAAACGGCCAGAACUGAGACCCCCCUGCUGAAAGUCAGCGUGGUAGGAAAAGACCUCAAAGUUAAAUACGUGAGUAAGGAGCAGAAACUAUUAAUUAAUAUAACUCAUCCUAAAAGAAGAGAAAAGAUAACCGAGUCCAGAAGCAUUCCCUCCAGUCACACCCCUGAAGGACCUUCGGGAUCUCACUCGCAGUCUGGAAUUAAGCCCCCUGAAAAGAGGCCGCCUGGAAACCAGCCUCGGGGCCCAGACCAGAGGCAGGUCUCUCCUCCCGCUGUGUGCUCCGUCCAGAAGGAGGAGAAUUCUGAUACAGUCACGGUUUCUCUAACUUCCACUCCAGAGAGGGAGAGAGAGAAGCCUGACUCCUCACCGUGGGUCUCCGCUGACCGCCAGGUCCCAGUUGCCGGGUCUCAGCAGAAGGCCUUGAAAAUACCUCAGGACAUCCGCCAAAAGGACCACUUCUCUGUGGCCCAGACUUUGCUCAAAAGCAUCCUUUCUGCUCCACAUAGCACCCUGCAGACCGCAAGUUUCAGUAAUACCAAUUUGAGUAAAACGCCUUUUAAGAAUCCUGAGGAUGGACAUAAAGGGAGGAAAAUCAACUUCGAUAUCUCGGACAAUUUCACAUCGGCCCAGCACGUACAGCAGAGCACAGAACAAUCGAAUCUUUUGCCAAGUGCCCUUGCCGACGUCUCUCUGUUUCAGAAGGGCAGAGCCUCCCCUGGACGCUCUGGGUCUUCCCCAGACCCACAGCCCCGGGCAGGACAGGCGGCCAGCGCGGGGCCCGGGAGCGGCUGGCCUGAGCCUGCGCCUGCGCCUGCGCCUAACCCGAAGAAAGCCCCGGGGACCCGAUUUCCUCUAAUCACCGUACGGAAUUCGUGA
Molecule: messenger RNA, 1560 nt
Organism: Otolemur garnettii (small-eared galago)
Lineage: Eukaryota; Metazoa; Chordata; Mammalia; Primates; Galagidae
Exons: 3
Coding region: 1-1560 (519 amino acids)
Source: RefSeq, a predicted model, not a curated record